Molecule: messenger RNA, 1644 nt
Organism: Lottia gigantea (owl limpet)
Lineage: Eukaryota; Metazoa; Mollusca; Gastropoda; Lottiidae
Exons: 6
Coding region: 102-536 (144 amino acids)
Source: RefSeq, a predicted model, not a curated record
UAGGCUUUGUGACAAUACUGCAAGGGUCAAUAUCUAAUACAGUCUGCACUGACCAAUUCAUCUGCAACUGAAACUAUUCUUUACCUGGAGAACUCAACAGAAUGUCAGGAGCAAUUCCACCUACACCAAGGAUGACAACCAUGUCGUUUUGGUCAAAGCCAACACCAAUGAGGAAACAGAAGACUAAAACAGAUCACUGGGCCAAAUUACGACUAAAGAAUAAUAUAUGUGAAGACUCUGAAAUGAACAACCUUCAUCAAGAUUCUCCUGGAGUCGUAUCCCUGUCUUGGGAUCCAGCAACAACUCUAGAAAGUCACAAACAACAGAGUUAUAAAUCUAGUGAUCUCUAUAGUAUGGAAGCCACACCUCAAGUCAAUAGAACACAUCUUCCACCAUUAAAAACAGUUUAUAAUCAACGAGCUCGAGAUGGCUUCAGAUUCUGGUUGAUUGAAAAACCUCAUCCUACAAACUUUGGUAAAUAUGGAAUGGGAAGCUAUAAAACUGUACUAGGAAUUGGUAAUGCUCCUAGAACAUAAUCAACACACUCAUCAGACAGGAGGAUACAAUCUAAUACAACCCAUUAAAGAAUUGUGAAGAUGGUUGAUCAUGCCUAAAAACGAUUUCGUGUUCCUUUCAUUAAAAAUAUAAUUAAUAGAAAUUGGAAGUGAAUUUAUUAAUUAUGAAAUUUGUUAAUACUAUUUUUAAGGAAAUUCAUAUAAAAAUGUAAAAUUUAAGGUUUUUUCCACUUUUUUUUGAAUAUUGUAUCAUGCUUUUGAAUUUAAAUUAUCUUUUAAUUUCAUUGUUUUUUUUCAUAUUUUUGUUUAUAUCUUUAUUUGUAUAAUACACAAAUUGCAUAUCAUAUUUCAUCACAAGUAUAAUAAUGUUAUUUGUGAAGCAUUUAGUUGAAGUUAAAGACUGAAUUUAUUGCUUUUGUUUAAAAGACCAAACUCUGUAUACUUAUUUUAAAAUUUUGUACAUAAAAUGUUAUAAUUGUAUGUAUAUAAUAUUGAAGAUUAUAUAAUGUUAAUUUAUCAAACAAGUUUGAUAAUGUUGUUUGCAAUGCAUUUAGUUGAGGUUAUUAUAUUUAUUGAAUGAAAUAAUUUAUCUUGUACCAGAACAGUAUUAUUAUGUAAGAUAGAAUGUGUUUUUUUUAUCUUUAUUUCAGAGAGCUUCAGAGUGAAUUCAUUAAAAUAUAUUGAUAUGGUGGAUAAGCUUUUUUCUUUAAAAUGACAGUAGAAUUGUCAAAAAUUAUUUGACCCAUUUUUUUUUGUCUUAAAGGGAUUAUAAAUGGUUUUCUAAAAUUUGUAUGUGUAUUGAGAAAAGUAAUAGCAUCAAUUUGCAAUAUUCCAAUUUUUAAACAGAUGUCUGUGGUUCCUGCAAUUCCACUACAACUAACUGUUUGAUGACGUCACCAAUCGUGACUACCUAGUCACAUAGAAAAUCUCUUUACAAUCCCUUUAAUAGAUGAAUAAACUUUUACUAGCAGUCACAGGCCUCAUUCAGAAACAAGUAUGAUUUUUUUGACAAAUAGGAAAGAAAGUAAACUACAAGUGAGAUAAUUUUAUAACUAAUAAAACAAAAAUCCUGCUACAAUUAACAGGAGUGCUUCCUAUUAUCUUAUGGAGGAAAUUAAAAAAAUCACAU